CUCCUGUCUAUUUCUUCUCUCUCAGACAUUCAAGAUGACCUUUCCCCGCCACAGGUCCCUGAAGCCCAAGAUCCUGACCUGCCUUCUGGUGGGUUUGAGUUUCUCCCUCCUGCAUCACUGGUUCCUCGGAGCCCCCAGGUUUCAACAGGAGCAGAGAUCGGAUGGGUUCCAGCAGGUGACCCAAGUGGCCACGUCGCCGUCCAGCCCAGGGCCUCCGUGCGUGGCCAACGCCUCGGCGAACGCCACGGCUGACUUUGAGAAGCUGCCCGCGCGCAUCCAAGACUUCCUGCGGUACCGCCACUGCCGCCACUUUCCGCUGCUCUGGGACGCGCCGGCCAAGUGUAGGGGCAGCCGCGGGCCCUUCCUGCUGCUGGCCGUGAAGUCGUCGCCGGCCAACUUCGAGCGGCGCGAGCUCAUCCGCCGCACGUGGGGGCAGGAGCGCAGCUACGGCGGGCGGCAGGUGCGCCGCCUCUUCCUGCUGGGUACGCCCGCCCCCGAGGACGCCGAGCGCGCAGAGCAGCUGGCGGAGCUGGCCGCGCUGGAGGCGCAUGAGCAUGGCGACGUGCUGCAGUGGGCCUUCACCGACACCUUCCUCAACCUGACGCUCAAGCACGUGCACCUGCUCGACUGGCUGGAGGCCCGCUGCCCGCACGCGCGCUUCCUUCUCAGCGGCGACGACGACGUCUUCGUGCACACGGCCAACGUGCUCCGCUUCCUGGAGGCAAAGUCGCCCGACCGCCACCUCUUCGCCGGGCAGCUCAUGAGCGGCUCCGUGCCCAUCCGCGAGAGCUGGAGCAAGUACUUCGUGCCCCCGCAGCUCUUCCCCGGGUCGGUCUACCCCGUGUACUGCAGCGGUGGCGGCUUCCUCCUGUCCCGCCACACGGUCCAGGCCCUGCGCCAGGCCGCCCGCCACACCCCACUCUUCCCCAUCGACGACGCCUACAUGGGCAUGUGUCUGGAGCGCGUCGGCCUGAAGCCCAGCGGCCACGACGGCAUCCGGCCUUUCGGCGUGCAGCUGCCCGGCGCCCGGCAGCCCUCCUUCGACCCCUGCAUGUACCGCGAGCUGCUGCUGGUGCACCGCUUCGCGCCCUAUGAGAUGCUGCUCAUGUGGAAGGCGCUGCACGACCCGAGGCUGAGCUGUCACCGGGGGCACAGGGUCUCUUGAGGCUGGGAGGUCAGUGUGGGGGUGCCGUGGGGGUCAGUCGUGAGCAAACUAGGAAAGGCAGUGACUGGGGAAUCUGGGAAGACAGUAUUGAGAAAGCCUUUGGAAUGUCAAUGUUAAGGGGUCGUGUUUGGGGGAUGGGGCAUCUGAUUAGUAAGUCUGAAGGACAGCGAUUAGCGAGUGAGCUGGGAGAGACCCAGGUUCCAUUCCUGGGUCCGGAAGAUCCCCUGCAGGAGGACGUGGCAACUACUCCAGUAUUCUUGCCUGGAGAAUCCCAUGGACAGAGGAGCCUGGUGGGCUAUGGUCCACACAGUCGCAAAGAAUCGAACACGACUGAAGUCACUCACAGGCACACAAGGGCACCUAGAGUCUGUUGUGAACCAAACCUCCAUUGGAGGUGGGGGGCUGGGGGGUCGGGUCAGUAACCAGACUCUGAGGAUCAGGCUGUGGUCCUGACUUCAGGAGCUGCCAGUUGUUGGCAAAGUACAAAAAUCAAAACAGCUUGAAAAUGAGGCAGAAAUGUGUGCUGUCAAGGCCCCAACUAUGUAAGAUGGACAAGAAGGGCUGAGCGUCAAGGAAGAAAGCCUGGAUGAGAAGCCAGGAGCCUGACCUGAUGCCUUCCCUGCCCUCAGGAGGAGGUCCAGUCUUCCCCCCACCGUGGACCCCCUCUGGCAUAACCAUGUACUUUGUCACUUGGUCGGGCCCUCUCCCAGCCCUGCAUCUUUGCAAGCUUUGAUCCCUUUACUGGAAAUGUCCACCAGCCAUCACUGGCCAAGUCUCUUGUCUGGAUGAGGAGGCCUGAAGGGGCUGGGGAGCUGUCCACCGAACUCUGUUACCCCCUUCCUCCUGGACACACAUGUAAACUAUACUUCCCAGACUCCCUUGAAGUGAGUUGUGGGCAUGUGACCAGCCUGUCUUCAUGUCUGUGUGUAGUUGUAAAGAAGACCCCUCCUGAACCCAGGCCUCACUUGUGCUCACUUUCUCCUUCCCCCUGAUUGGCACAUGGAUGAGCCUAUAACCUUGCAGAUGCCUGGGUUCCUCAACCUUGGCACAGUUGCCAUUCUGAGUUCUUUGCUGUAAAGGGCUGUCCCGCACUUUGGAGAACAUUUAGUCAUAUUCCUGUCCUCUGGCUGCUAGAUGCCAGCAUCACACCCCAAGUUAUAACAACCAAAAAUAUCUCUGAAGUUUGCCAAAUGUACCCUGGUGAGUGGGGCUUCCCUGGUGGCUUAGGUGGUAAAGAAUCUGCCUGCAACGCAGGAGGCCGGGGCUCCAUCCCUGGGUUGGGAAGAUCCCCUGGAGAAGGAAAUGGCUACCCCCUCCAGUAUUCUGGCCUGGAUAUUUCCACGGACAGAGGAGCCUGGCAGGCUACAAUCCAUGGGGUUGCAAAGAAUUGGACAUGGCCGAGCGACUUUCACUUUCACCCUGGUGAGCAAAGUCACCUCUAGUGUGAACUGCUGACCUAGAGGAAGGCAGGAAAACAAGAGGGCUUCCUAGUUCACUGCAGGGAGCAGGGCUGCUUGUGGACUAACCUGGAAUACUCAGCUCAAACUACUGAGAAGAACAAAAUAAACUUUUAUGUUUU
This is a messenger RNA of Odocoileus virginianus texanus, 2744 nucleotides long. NCBI's taxonomy places the organism in Eukaryota, Metazoa, Chordata, Mammalia, Artiodactyla, Cervidae. The record is from RefSeq and is a predicted model, not a curated record.